AUGGGUGCUGCUAACCUCAACCAAGGCGAAAUCCAGAAGAAGCCCGUCAGCUUCAGCAACAUUCUGCUGGGAGCCGGUCUCAACAUGUUUGAGGUCACUACUUUAGGACAGCCUCUUGAGGUGGUCAAGACCACAAUGGCCGCCAACCGUGGCGACACCAUGAUGCAGGCCAUCGGCCGAGUCUGGUCUCGAGGAGGAAUCUUUGGAUUCUACCAGGGUCUCAUUCCUUGGGCAUGGAUCGAGGCCUCCACCAAGGGUGCUGUUCUGCUGUUUGUCUCUUCCGAGGCUGAGUAUAUCUCCAAGAAGAGCUUUGGCAUGGGCAACUUUGCCGCCGGUAUCACUGGAGGCAUUUCCGGUGGUCUGGUCCAGGCUUACCUGACCAUGGGUUUCUGCACCUGUAUGAAGACCGUCGAGAUCACGCGGUCCAAACAGGCUGCUUCUGGAGUCACUCCUCCUAGCUCCAUCCAGGUGUUCAAGGAGAUCUUCCGAAAGGAAGGUAUCCGAGGUAUCAACAAGGGUGUCAACGCCGUGGCCAUCCGACAGAUGACUAACUGGGGUUCUCGAUUUGGUUUCUCCCGACUCGCCGAGGAGGGUAUUCGAAAGAUCACCAAGAACGACGACCGGCCUCUGAACGCCUUUGAGAAGAUUGCUGCCUCCACCGUUGGUGGUGGUCUGUCCGCAUGGAACCAGCCCAUCGAGGUCAUUCGAGUCGAGAUGCAGUCCAAGACCGUGGAUCCUAACCGGCCCAAGAACCUGUCGGUAUGGACUGCGUUCAAGUAUAUCUACCAGCAGAACGGUAUUAAGGGACUAUAUCGAGGUGUGACCCCCCGAAUCGGUCUGGGUAUCUGGCAGACCGUUUGCAUGGUCGGUCUCGGAGACAUUGCCAAGGAUUGGGUUGCCAAGGUUACUGGUGAGCGACCUGUUGGUAAGCACUAG
Yarrowia lipolytica CLIB122 is the source of this 936-nucleotide messenger RNA. RefSeq lists its product as uncharacterized. Gene Ontology annotation, molecular function: tricarboxylate secondary active transmembrane transporter activity. Gene Ontology annotation, cellular component: mitochondrion. NCBI's taxonomy places the organism in Eukaryota, Fungi, Ascomycota, Dipodascomycetes, Dipodascales. The record is from RefSeq and is a predicted model, not a curated record. Gene Ontology annotation, biological process: mitochondrial citrate transmembrane transport; alpha-ketoglutarate transport.